UGAAGAGAAGUAGAAAUAUAUACAUAGCUGUAAUCUCAAAAGAGGAAAGAGCAGAGGCGAAUUCGUGAGUUGCUUCUGUGGGUAAUGAUAGUUGAUUCUGCACAAGCUAUAAAGCGCCAGAAAUUCACCGCCGUUGAUCCAAUGGAGUUGGAAUCAGCUAAGGCGAAGCUUGCUGCUGCAAAAGAAAAGUUUGGACGUGAAAUCCGUGUAUUUGAAACAGCAACAGCUUCUUCAGCGCCUCCUGAUGUUUCCUGCAAUGUGUCAGAGGAGCCCGAAGACUUCUAUGAGUUCACACCGGAGGAUUAUUAUCGACUUUUGGGAACAAAAAAAGAAGAGAAGCACUUGAAGACAAAGAAAAUUCGUGAGGCAGAAGAAGCUGCACGCAGAGCAAGGAUAACUAAGGCUGUAAUUAGAUUACGGUUUCCGGAUAAUUAUAUAUUGGAGGCCACAUUUCAUCCAUCAGAGACGAUCCAGAGUUUACUUGACCUUCUUGUAAAAGUGAUUGCUCACCCUGAACUGCCUUUCUAUAUCUAUACUACUCCUCCUAAGAAGCAAAUAAAAGAUGUAUCUCAGGAUUUCUAUUCUGCUGGAUUUAUUCCUGGUGCUGUUGUCUAUUUCUCUUACGAUCUACCCAAAGGUGAUGAUGGUGCUGCAGCAUCAGGAUCCUAUCUUCAAGAAGAGGUCAUGUCUUUGCAAGGAUUGGAUUCUAUGAUAAAGAAGAUGGAGCCUGGUGAACCUAGCAGAGAUGAAUCUCCGACAAGCAACCCCCCUGCUUCGGUACCAGAUCAAAAGCCUGCUGCUGAUAAGAAGAAAAUUAAGCCGAAGUGGUUGAAACUGUAAUAUGGUUGAUCUUAGGGUUAUACUAUACUCUAAUCCGGUGUUAUCUGUAAUCUUUUGCUUGUUCUGUAUGUAAUCACUUGUCACUUUGCUUCAGAAGGAUUGUCACUUGCUGGAGUUGUAUGCCAAAAUAGGAGGUUUGAACUUGGAAAUAUGUUGUUCCUCAUUCAAAUAUAGAUUGAAAAUCAACUUUA
Molecule: messenger RNA, 1031 nt
Organism: Solanum dulcamara
Lineage: Eukaryota; Viridiplantae; Streptophyta; Magnoliopsida; Solanales; Solanaceae
Product: plant UBX domain-containing protein 1
Exons: 7
Coding region: 85-840 (251 amino acids)
Biological process (GO): protein-containing complex disassembly
Molecular function (GO): ATPase binding
Source: RefSeq, a predicted model, not a curated record